Molecule: messenger RNA, 1405 nt
Organism: Galdieria sulphuraria
Lineage: Eukaryota; Rhodophyta; Bangiophyceae; Galdieriales; Galdieriaceae
Product: alanine--glyoxylate transaminase / serine--pyruvate aminotransferase
Exons: 3
Coding region: 118-1323 (401 amino acids)
Cellular component (GO): peroxisome
Molecular function (GO): L-serine:pyruvate transaminase activity; L-alanine:glyoxylate transaminase activity
Source: RefSeq, a predicted model, not a curated record
AUUUCUAUUUUGCCUUUAAAUCAGUAUGAAUGAUUGCAUUUUGAACAAUGAGAGAUUGCACUGCAUCCAUUUGUUGAGCUCCAUAAGACCAAAUUCACUCAUCUAGUGUUCUCAAAAAUGCAGAUCAAGUCAAGUACCUUGAGACAAGACAAACUAGUCUUUGAGAAACCUCCUUUAUUCGAACCGCUAGAUCCUCCUUAUCGUCUCUUAUGUGGUCCAGGUCCUUGCAAUCCACAUCCUAGAGUGUUAAAGGCACUCUCUAUGCAAGAGAUUGGACACUUGGAUUCAGCUUUCCUUCGUGUUAUGGAGGAAAUUAAGACACUCCUUCGAUAUACUUGGCAAACCAACAAUGAAUUCACUAUACCUGUUUCGGGUACAGGCUCAGCUGCUAUGGAAGCUUGUGUUUGUAACUUGCUUGAACCUGGUGACAAGUUUCUUGUUGGCUGUAAUGGUUAUUUUGGUCAUCGACUUGUGGAAAUGGGAAAACGUUAUGGUGCUUCAGUGGUUCCCUUGCAGGUUCCUUGGGGUCAAGUAUUUUCUGUUGAGGACUUGGAAGAACACAUAAGGAAGCACAGGCCGAAAGUUCUUGCCCUCAUUCACGCAGAAACGUCGACUGGUGCUUGUCAACCGUUGAAAGAGGCUGCAGAUAUAUGUCAUCAUUAUGAUUGUUUACUUGUGGCAGAUACAGUAACCUCCAUAUCUGGUGUACCAUUGCAUAUUGAUCAGUGGAACGUGGAUGCUGCAUAUGCCGGGAGUCAAAAAUGCCUCAGUUGUCCUCCUGGUAUUGCACCUUUAACUUUUGGUCCAAGAGCUUUAGAUAAGCUACGUAAAAGGCGCUGUAAUGUGAAGAAUUGGUAUCUGGAUAUGAACUUGAUAGCUUCCUACUUGAAUAAGGAUAGCAACCGUUCCUAUCAUCACACAGCACCUAUCAAUAUGUGUUAUGGAUUAAGAGAAGCGCUUUCUUUAGUCGCUGAAGAAGGUUUAGAACAACGUUGGCUUCGACAUGAAAGAAAUGCAUUGCAAUUUUGGAAAGGACUGAAAGAGUUGGGUUUGACUUGUUUAGUAUCUCAACAAUACCGACUUCCCACUCUAACUACUAUUCAGGUACCUCAGGGUAUUCAAGCUACUGCUGUUACAUCCUAUAUGCUUCAGAAUUUUGGAAUUGAAAUAGGCAACGGUUUGGGUGAAUUGCAGGGUAAAGUAUGGCGUGUGGGUUUAAUGGGUUAUAAUAGUAGAGAAGAAGUAGUGAAAACUUUGCUAAUAGCUCUACAAACUGCUUUAUUACAGCAAGGCUAUUCUUUCAUUCGACCUUCACUCAUGUAAAGGUUUGAAGAACAUCUCUAAUGAACAUCGUUGGAGACAAAGUUUCUUCCCAUGUUGUGGCAUUCUCUGAUCUCCCUUUUCA